CCGGGAGAAUGUCAGUGGCUUACUUUGGCCAGACUGCGUAUCCUGAAAGAGGAAACCCAAGUCGAGACUUGGCCAGAAAUACUUUCCAGAAUGUGACGUGCUCGAUAUACGAUAAUGCGAGGAGCCGGGCCGCCAGGUUCCUAGAUAGCAAGCCGCUUCGCGGGGAGCGCGACGUUUGUCGGGAGGAGCGACAAAGCGGCCGGAAGUGCUACAGCAGCGACGCAGGGCUCUCUGGGAAGUGUGGUCCUUUGGCUCUGCCCGGGCGGUGGCCGUGAGUCCUGAAACCUGGCGGCCUAUCCAGUCUGAACCAGGGAUGGCUGGCUCCGGAGGCCCCAUUGGGUCCGGGGCCUUGACUGGAGGGGUACGCUCCAAGGUGGCUCCGAGCGUGGACUUUGACCACAGCUGCUCAGACAGUGUCGAGUACCUGACGCUCAACUUUGGACCCUUCGAAACAGUGCAUCGCUGGCGGCGCCUCCCGCCCUGCGACGAAUUCGUGGGCGCCCGGCGCAGCAAGCACACAGUCGUGGCAUAUAAGGAUGCCAUCUAUGUGUUUGGAGGAGACAACGGAAAGACGAUGCUCAAUGAUCUCCUGCGUUUCGAUGUGAAGGAUUGCUCCUGGUGCAGAGCCUUCACCACCGGCACCCCGCCAGCGCCCCGUUACCACCACUCUGCUGUGGUCUAUGGGAGCAGCAUGUUCGUCUUUGGGGGCUAUACUGGAGAUAUUUACUCCAAUUCUAACUUGAAGAAUAAAAACGACCUCUUUGAAUACAAAUUUGCAACUGGCCAGUGGACGGAGUGGAAGAUUGAAGGGAGGUUGCCUGUCGCCAGGUCAGCCCAUGGGGCUACAGUGUACAGUGAUAAGCUCUGGAUCUUUGCUGGUUAUGAUGGCAAUGCCAGGUUGAACGACAUGUGGACAAUUGGCCUCCAAGACCGAGAGCUCACGUGCUGGGAGGAGGUGGCCCAGAGUGGUGAGAUCCCCCCAUCCUGUUGCAACUUCCCUGUGGCUGUGUGCCGGGAUAAGAUGUUCGUGUUCUCAGGACAGAGUGGAGCCAAGAUAACUAACAACCUCUUCCAGUUUGAAUUCAAAGACAAGACGUGGACACGCAUCCCUACUGAGCACCUGCUUCGGGGCUCCCCACCCCCGCCACAGCGGCGCUACGGACACACCAUGGUGGCCUUUGACCGCCAUCUCUAUGUGUUUGGGGGUGCAGCGGACAAUACACUGCCCAAUGAGUUGCACUGCUAUGAUGUGGACUUCCAGACCUGGGAGGUUGUCCAGCCCAGCUCUGACAGUGAGGUUGGUGGGGCUGAGAUGCCUGAGCGAGCUUCCUCUUCUGAGGAGGCAUCUACUUUAACCUCUGAAGAGCGGAGCAGCUUUAAGAAGUCCAGAGAUGUGUUCGGCUUAGACUUUGGCACCACUUCAGCCAAGCAGCCUGUCCACCUGGCAUCAGAGCUGCCCAGCGGGAGGCUCUUCCAUGCUGCCGCUGUCAUCUCUGAUGCCAUGUACAUCUUUGGGGGCACUGUAGACAACAACAUUCGCAGUGGGGAAAUGUACAGGUUCCAGUUCUCUUGCUACCCUAAGUGCACACUGCACGAAGAUUAUGGGCGCCUAUGGGAGGGCCGCCAGUUCUGUGAUGUGGAGUUUGUGCUUGGUGAGAAGGAAGAGUGUGUGCAAGGCCAUGUUGCCAUUGUCACUGCAAGGAGUCGGUGGCUUCGUAGGAAGAUCGUACAGGCUCAAGAGUGGCUGGCCCAGAAGCUAGAGGAAGAUGGGACCCUAGCUCUCAAGGAGGCCCCUGGCUCAGCUGUGGGCAGGGCACGGCCACCCCUGUUACGUGUGGCCAUCCGUGAGGCCGAGGCCCGGCCAUUUGAGGUGCUCAUGCAGUUUCUCUACACAGACAAGAUCAAGUACCCACGGAAAGGCCAUGUAGAAGAUGUGCUGCUCAUCAUGGAUGUGUACAAGUUGGCGCUGAGCUUCCAGCUGUGUCGCCUUGAGCAGCUGUGUCGGCAGUACAUCGAAGCCUCGGUGGAUCUGCAGAAUGUGCUGGUUGUGUGUGAGAGUGCUGCCAGGCUACAGCUGGGCCAGCUCAAGGAGCAUUGCCUGAACUUCAUAGUGAAGGAAUCCCACUUCAAUCAGGUGAUCAUGAUGAAGGAGUUUGAGCGCCUCUCAUCCCCACUGAUUGUAGAGAUUGUUCGUCGGAAGCAGCAGCCGCCCCCUCGCACACCCUCCGAUCAGCCUGUGGACAUUGGCACAUCUUUGAUCCAAGACAUGAAGGCUUACCUGGAGGGAGCAGGUUCGGAGUUCUGUGACAUCACACUUCUGCUAGAUGGUCACCCACGGCCAGCCCACAAAGCCAUCCUAGCUGCCCGUUCUAGCUACUUUGAGGCCAUGUUUCGGUCGUUCAUGCCAGAGGACGGGCAGGUGAACAUCUCCAUCGGGGAGAUGGUUCCCAGCAGACAGGCCUUUGAGUCCAUGCUACGCUACAUCUACUAUGGUGAAGUCAACAUGCCCCCUGAGGACUCACUCUACCUGUUUGCAGCCCCGUACUAUUACGGCUUCUACAAUAACCGACUGCAGGCUUACUGCAAGCAAAACCUAGAGAUGAAUGUCACAGUGCAGAAUGUGCUGCAGAUUCUGGAGGCGGCUGACAAGACGCAGGCACUGGACAUGAAGCGGCACUGUUUGCACAUCAUUGUACACCAAUUCACCAAGGUCUCUAAGCUGCCCACGCUGCGGUUGCUGAGCCAGCAGCUGCUGCUGGACAUCAUAGACUCCUUGGCCUCCCACAUCUCUGACAAGCAGUGUGCAGAGCUGGGUGCCGACAUCUGAGGAGCUCUGGAGAGUGACGACACCCAGCCAGCUGACCACAUCUCCACCUGCAGAGUGAUCGCACCUAUGGGGUCAAGGGUUCUCAGCUUCUACAGGGGGCUGAGGUGUACAGGAACCCCCAAAGCCUGCACUUCAUUGAGGACACAGGCCCCACAGGGAAUGGCAAAUAAAGCAAACUCCCUUUCCAGCUGGCACCUCUCUGAAAGGAGCCAUUUUGCUUGCUUCUGUGAAAGCCUGCCUGUCAGGCAGAGUCAAGUCAGGCCAGGGUCUGCUGGCAGAUUUUCUAGCCUGCUGACUCAUGAAACGGUAAGAGGGGAUACACUUGAAGCUCAAGGUGAGGGGCUGAAUGUUCGGUUAAUCCUGGAGUAAGGGACAGGGCGGCCUCCAGAUAGGUACAGAUAUCCAAUGUGUGUCAGUCAUUGUCUCCGCUGGCUUGUGACUUUGUUUCCCAAGAUACUGUAAAGUAUAUGGAGCCUAUGAGUUAUUAUUAAACUCAGGGCUGCUGCAGCACUAGCUGAACAGCCCUCUUGAUUUCUAA
Messenger RNA from Mus pahari (shrew mouse), 3365 nucleotides. RefSeq names its product leucine zipper like transcription regulator 1 (gene Lztr1). Bases 314 to 2827 code for a protein of 837 amino acids. Gene Ontology annotation, cellular component: Golgi apparatus. Gene Ontology annotation, molecular function: protein binding. The record is from RefSeq and is a predicted model, not a curated record. The transcript has 21 exons. Lineage: Eukaryota; Metazoa; Chordata; Mammalia; Rodentia; Muridae.